CCAACCUUUAACUUUCCAAUUCCAAUUCUUGUCAAUACGAUAAGUACAGUUUUGUACACGUGAAUUUUAUUUUAUAAAUAUAUUAAUCGACAGUUAAUAUAAGAUCAAAAUGCCGCUCUCUUGUCGGUUCUAUAAAGAAAAGUACCCAGAAGUGGAAGACGUAGUAAUGGUAAAUGUAAGAGCCAUUGCCGAAAUGGGGGCAUAUGUCCACUUGUUAGAAUAUAAUAAUAUUGAAGGUAUGAUCUUGCUAUCCGAAUUGUCGAGGAGACGUAUUAGGUCUAUUAACAAACUUAUUCGAGUGGGAAAAACUGAACCUGUCGUAGUUAUUAGAGUCGACAAGGAGAAAGGUUAUAUAGAUCUGUCUAAGAGACGAGUAAGUGCGGAAGAUGUAGAAAAAUGUACAGAAAGGUUCGCAAAAGCUAAAGCCGUAAAUUCAAUUCUGAGACAUGUAGCUGAGUUAUUAAGAUACGAAUCGGAUGAACAAUUAGAAGAAUUGUACCAGAAGACUGCCUGGUAUUUUGAGGAGAAGUACAAGAAAAAUAAGGCUAGUGCUUAUGAUUUCUUUAAGCAAGCUGUUUUAGAUCCAAGUAUAUUAGCCGAAUGUGACUUGGAUGAAAAAACGAAAGAGGUACUACUGGGCAAUAUUAAGCGAAAACUCACGUCUCAGGCUGUAAAAAUCAGAGCAGAUAUUGAGUGUGCUUGUUACGGUUAUGAGGGAAUUGAUGCAGUAAAAACUGCCCUGAAGGCUGGCCUCUCCUUGUCUACAGAGGAAUUACCAAUUAAAAUAAACUUGAUCGCUCCCCCUCUUUACGUUAUGACAACAUCUACACCAGAAAAGCAAGAUGGGUUAAAGAUUCUAAACGAUGCCAUUGAGAAAAUUAAGAUUACUAUCAACGGCUUAGGUGGUGUUUUUAAUGUUCAAAUGGCGCCUAAAGUUGUAACGGCUACGGAUGAGGCCGAAUUAGUCAAACAAAUGGAAAGAGCGGAACUUGAAAAUGCCGAAGUUGCUGGUGACGAUGAUGAGGAAGAACAAGACGAGGGGCAGGUUUACAGUGAAGGAGAAGACAAAGGCGAAUCAGAAAACGAAGAUUAAGUUUCAUUGGGAGUGUUUUGCGAAGCAGAAUAUUAAGUUUUAAUACUGCAAAUUUUGUGUAAUUGAAAUAUUUACCAUAAUGAUUUUUAUAUUUAAUGAAUAUAUGUGGUUAAGUCUAACAAUCCA
Molecule: messenger RNA, 1219 nt
Organism: Anoplophora glabripennis (Asian longhorned beetle)
Lineage: Eukaryota; Metazoa; Arthropoda; Insecta; Coleoptera; Cerambycidae
Gene: eIF2alpha
Product: eukaryotic translation initiation factor 2 subunit 1
Exons: 5
Coding region: 110-1093 (327 amino acids)
Cellular component (GO): eukaryotic 48S preinitiation complex; eukaryotic translation initiation factor 2 complex; multi-eIF complex
Molecular function (GO): ribosome binding; RNA binding; translation initiation factor activity
Source: RefSeq, a predicted model, not a curated record